AUGCCAAGCACUUUGAAGCAGCCAAACAACGUUAUCCCAACAAACCCUGAAACACACCAACGACCUGUCGAAGUAACCGCUGCUGGAAGCAAAACGUUUACAACGCUUUUUCAACCUUCAGCAGCACAGUGCGGAUCAACCGUUGCAGGAAGCGUCACCGUUCAAUACCAACCACCUGUGGCUGCAAACAACAACCAUAUUUGGGAUCAGUGUUAUUUACACCCUGUUUCUCAUCAGAUACAAUCACUCCCAUUAAUUCCGAGCUGCAUCAAACACGAGCUCGGUUUACCACUCUCUCAAAAAACUUCCUCCCUUUCUAUGCAUAGAAUUGGCAAUUCCUCAUUAUUUUCAGAUGAAACAACACAUUACAGAGAAUUGGACACGAACAACGGGUGUAAAACUUCCAGCUCUUCGUCUUCUGAACCACAAUCGUUUUUUUCUUCAACUCCAACUUUCCAAUCCGCUGCAUCAUCCUGCGAAAAUUACAUGCAAUUUUGUAAUGGAUACAAUCUUUGGAAUGAAAAGGUUAAUAGUUUUUGCCAUUCUUAUACUUCAGGAACCCCAAAUUCACAAAACGUACAAGCCUUGAGCUUGCCUCUUCCCUCUCUCCAUCCGAAACCUCAAAACUCAGUCCCGUACAUGGCUCAACCUCUCCAACUCAAUCACUCCAAACCCCUUUCGACUGAUUUACCAAAUAACUCAAACACGGAAUAUGGCCCACAACAAAUUGGAUCCUUUUUCAACAUGGAACAACCCUCUACUGCAAAUCAAUCUACACAGUUCCAUCCUUAUGUCUCUGUAUCUAGGCGUUUGAAAAACGAUGCCAUCAUGGAUAGCCUUACAAAGUCAUUACAAACCUCUCUCACAGUUUCUACCAUCCCACCCCAUACUUGUAAUGACAUGGAAGGAAUACCACCAAGUAUGACAAACAUUGCAGUACCUUCCAAGCAUGUAGAACCAUGCUUUUUCCACACACGAGCUUCGUCAUCUGAUCAAGUAGACCUUAUUGCCGAGGGGAAUUGGCACGAUCCUUAUGAUAAGGCAAUGCAACACCCUUCCAUCAACGUGCACCCCAAUGGAUAUAGCAGCGUUCCCAACUCGCCAUCGAAACAUAGGAGAAUGGGAUCCAAUAACACAUCCAACAACCCCUCCUCGCUUCACAUUAACUUGGCUAUGGUCCACAAUACCACUGAUGUAACAGACAGCAAUAAUGGCCCAAUCUCACCAUCUAAGAAGGAAUCAACUGAGGACAAGGUUGUCUUGAAAGAAUUUCAGAAUUUGCUCAAGAGUUACGAGCCACUAGGGUAUGACCGAGCUAAGAGUUUAACCAUGAAUUAUCUGAAUGAUCCGAAAUGUCGUCUCGCAAAUCACAUGCAUUGGAGAGUUCAUAUGGAAUUGGCAGAUUUGGCCAAAAGAGAAAAUCUUGUUGAACAAGCUCGUUUAGAAUUUUGUACAGUGAACAAAAUACAACCAAAUGCAAGCCAAGGAUGGCUUGAGUAUGCCAAACUCGAGGAAGAAAGUGGUAACAAUGAAAAAUGUGGACGUUUGCUUGUGGAGGGAUUGGACAAGUGCAAACACAAUGAAUCUCUGCUCAUAAAAGCUAUCAAGCAUUUCGAGCAAAACGAUGACUUGCAGACAGCAAGAAGCAUUCUUGGUAGGCUAAAAGGUCAAAAACCAGAAUCAUGUUGGAAGAUUCUUUUAGAAGGAGCAUUGCUUGAAUCUCGUGCAGGUAAUGUCAAUGUUGCUCGAAAAGUAUUUAAAUAUCUCAUGAAGAAUGUUCACCGUCACGGCCCAAUCUAUUAUGAAGCGUUCAAGCUUGAAGAAAAAUGUGAACAAUUUGAUCAAGCUCUCAAUAUAGUUGAACAAGGCCUUGUUGCCAACCCUCGGUAUGGACCUCUUUGGUUUGCAGCGUUAAGACUUUACGAAAGAAAAUUUGAUCGUUCCAAAGUUGAAAUGGACAGUAGGGAGCAAUGCUUGGCCGAGUUUCGUCAAUGUAUUUCUAGAGCUGCAAAAAGUAUUAGCAAGGAGCUAAAAUGGAAAGUGUACUUUGAACUUGCUCAAUUUGAGGAACGUGCAAGUCAUUUACAACUCUCGCGAAAGGCUUACAGUAAGAGUGCCAUCAAGGCUCUGGAAAAUUUGCGUUGGAAAGUUUGGCUGGCUGGAGCGAGAACCGAGUUGAAUGCUGGAAAUAUUGAAAUUUCUCGAAUGCUUUUGAAUAGAGCUUUACAAGAAGUUCCAAUCAAAACUAAAGCAGUAGUGCUCAUUGAAUGUGCGAGAUUAGAAGAAUUUUGUAAUCAUCUUGAUAAGGCUCGGGAUUUUUUAAAUCGUGCCAAACAAGAAGCCAAACACGAAUGGAAGGUAUUUUUAGAAAGUAUUCUUCUUGAAAUGCGAGCUGGUAAUAUUGAAAAAGCAACUUGUGAAGCUUUGGAAGCGUUGCAAAUUCAUCGAGGAACAGGUCGUUUGUGGGCCAUUCUUAUUCAGCUACAUCAUAUGAAGGGAAAUAUUGUUGAAUGUAGUCGUGUAUUUAAGGAAGCUCUUGAAGAAGUUCCAAAAAGUGGAGAGGUGUGGUGUGAGGGUGCUCGUAUUGCUCUUAAUCCUUUGUCACCAAAAUUCUCUUUGGAAAAGGCAAAGAGGUGCCUAGACUUUGCCAUCAAAUUCACACCUCAAUAUGGAGACAGCUUUAUUGAGUACCUUAGAUUGGAGUUGCUGACUAGAGGACCUUCAAUCCCAAACAGCGCUGCCGCACCUAUUUCGACCAUUAACGAGACUCAAGAGCAGAUUGAAAAUUUGUGUGUGAAUGCUGAUCCUAACUACGGACCUCUUUGGUUUCAUUGUAAAUCUCAUCCUCUUGACUCCACACGACAAGUGUUGAGAAAGGCAAAAGAAAUGUUAAUGUCUGAACUUGCUCAACAGAAAGAAAUCUAUCAACAUGCUAUCAUGAACAAACAUGCCAAGAAGACCAAAAUUCAUCUAGAAAGAGAAAGCUUUGGAGAACUUAGAACGUUCAUCACUGGAUUAUGUUCACUGAAUCAAAUGUACAACAAUCACAACCUUAGCUUUGAAAUGCGUAAGAAGUGUAUUUAUUUGAACGAGAUAUCAGUUUAA
Naegleria lovaniensis is the source of this 3105-nucleotide messenger RNA. RefSeq lists its product as uncharacterized. Lineage: Eukaryota; Heterolobosea; Eutetramitea; Acrasida; Naegleriidae. The coding region runs from base 1 to 3105 and encodes 1034 amino acids. Gene Ontology annotation, molecular function: protein binding. Gene Ontology annotation, biological process: mRNA splicing, via spliceosome. The record is from RefSeq and is a predicted model, not a curated record. The transcript has a single exon.